Messenger RNA from Plectropomus leopardus (leopard coralgrouper), 6656 nucleotides. RefSeq names its product RAB GTPase activating protein 1 (gene rabgap1). Gene Ontology annotation, biological process: regulation of GTPase activity. Lineage: Eukaryota; Metazoa; Chordata; Actinopteri; Perciformes; Serranidae. The record is from RefSeq and is a predicted model, not a curated record. Gene Ontology annotation, molecular function: small GTPase binding; GTPase activator activity.
UUUACAGCUCGGCUGGAUGCUGUUGGCUGCUGAUGUUCUUGGGAAAGUGCAAUGUUGUGCCAGCCGCCGUUGGAAUAAAUACAACAGUGGGAACAAAGGUGAUUUUGCUCAUCAUCUCCCACCACUCUCGCCUCCCGUCUUCCAUUCAUGAGCAGCGUGGCUGAGUUUAACAGCGGCAGCCAUGGAUGACAAGGGCUCGGUGGGGAAGAUUAGCGUGUCUUCGGACUCAGUGUCCACUCUCAACAGUGAGGACUUUGUCCUUGUGUCCCGGCUGGGGGACGAGACACCCUCCUCCACUAAUAAUGGUAGUGAUGACGAAAAGACAGGACUGAAGGUGAUUUCUGAGGAAGGGGUCAGCUUUAAGAUUGUGGGGAAUGGAAGUGAGCAGCAGCUCCAGAGGGAGUUAGAAGAUGUCCUUAUGGACCCAUCGGUAGCUGACACUGGGCUCAGAUCAGACGCAGGAAUGGACAGCAUUGGCGGGGGCGACCAUUGCCCUCUUCCCACUACAGCGUCGCCUGUACCGCCAGGCUCUGACCCUCUGAGCGCACCACCACCCAAGCUGGAGAUGGUCCUUCCUGUUCAGACAGCUCAGGAGAGUGAGCUGAAUGAAAGGUCUUACCGAGCAGAUGAAUCAUCAUCAGAGGGCAGUCCUGGCAGUCCCAUCCCAGAUGAGGACAGCGUUGUGUUCAGCCAGCUGACAUAUCUUGGGUGUGCCUCAGUCAAUGCCCCCCGCAGUGAGGUGGAGGCCCUCCGUAUGAUGAGUAUCCUCAGAGGGCAGUGCCAAGUCCCUCUGGAUGUCACACUGUCUGUGCCAGGCGUGUCUGAAGGCACUGUCAGGUUGCUGGACCCCAAUGCCAGUACAGAGAUCGCCAACUACCCUAUCUACAAGAUUCUGUUCUGUGUGCGAGGCCAUGACGGCACACCAGAGAGCGACUGCUUUGCCUUCACUGAGAGCCACUUCAAUGCUGAGAUCUUCAGGAUCCACGUGUUCCGCUGCCAAAUCCAAGAGGCGGUGAGUAGAAUACUGUACAGCUUUGCCACGGCGUUUCGGCGGUCAGCUAAGAAGGCAGUCCUGUCAUCUCAGCAGCCUGCUCCGCUCACCCCUGACAGUGACUUGUUUACCUUCACUGUCAGCCUGGAAAUCAAGGAGGAUGAUGGCAAGGGUACCUUCAGUGCUGUAGCAAAAGACAAAGACAAGCAGAGUUUCAAGCUUCGUGCGGGAAUGGACAAGAAAAUUGUCAUCUAUGUCCAGCAGACGUCCAAUAAGGAACUGGCUAUUGAGAGGUGUUUCGGUCUCCUGCUCAGCCCGGGGAAAAAUGUGAAGAACAGCGACAUGCACCUGCUAGAUCUGGAGUCAAUGGGAAAGAGCUCAGACGGGAAGUCUUACAUCAUCACAGGAAGUUGGAACCCCAACACGCCUCAGUUCCAGGCUGUGAAUGAGGAAACGCCCAAAGAUAAAUUUAUGUACAUGACGACAGCAGUAGACCUGGUGAUCACAGAGGUGGAGGAGCCGGUCCGUUUUCUGCUGGAGACAAGGGUCAGAGUCUGCUCCCCAAAUGACAGGCUGUUCUGGCCCUUUAGCAAGCGAAACUACACUGAGACCUUCUACCUGAAACUACGACAGAUGGAACGUAAGGAACGUAAGAGUCCCGCCUCUGACACACUAUAUGAGGUGGUGAGUUUGGAAAGUGAGACAGAGAGAGAGAAACGAAAGACCACAGCCAGUCCCGGCAUCUUGCCCACCGGGGCUAGUACCACUGUUCCUUCACCACCUGAGGAUGAUGAAGAGGAAGAUAAUGAUGAGCCGUUACUCAGCGGGUCAGGUGACGUUUCCAAGGAGUGUGCAGAGAAGAUCCUGGAGACCUGGGGGGACUUGUUAUCCAAGUGGCAUAUGAACUUAUCAGUGCGUCCCAGGCAGCUUCCCGCUUUGGUGCGGAGCGGCAUUCCUGAGGCUCUCCGUGGGGAGGUGUGGCAGCUCCUGGCAGGCUGUCAUAACAAUGACCACCAGGUAGAGGAGUACCGCACUCUUAUUACAAAGGAGUCCCCUCAGGACAGUGCCAUCACCAGGGACAUUAACAGGACAUUCCCAGCUCACGACUACUUCAAAGACACUGGAGGAGAUGGACAAGACUCCCUCUACAAGAUCUGCAAGGCUUACUCUGUUUACGAUGAGGAGAUUGGGUACUGCCAGGGACAAUCCUUCUUGGCUGCUGUGCUGCUGCUGCAUAUGCCAGAGGAGCAAGCUUUCAGUGUGCUGGUCAAGAUCAUGUUUGAUUACGGGCUCAGGGACCUUUUCAAGCAGAAUUUUGAAGAUCUGCAUUGCAAGUUUUUCCAGCUUGAGAGACUCAUGCAGGAAUAUAUACCAGACCUAUACAACCAUUUCCUGAAUGUGGGUCUGGAGGCUCACAUGUACGCCUCCCAAUGGUUCCUCACCCUCUUCACAGCCAAAUUUCCUCUUUACAUGGUCUUCCAUAUCAUCGACCUGCUACUUUGUGAGGGAAUCAGUGUGAUCUUCAACGUGGCUUUGGCACUCCUGAAGACAUCAAAAGACGAUCUUAUCCAAACAGACUUUGAGGGUGCACUCAAAUUCUUUCGUGUCCCAGUUCCGAAGAGGUAUCGCUCUGAGGAAAACGCAAAGAAACUGAUGGAGCUGGCCUGCAGCAUGAAGAUCAGCCAGAAGAAGCUGAAGAAAUUUGAGAAGGAGUAUCACACCAUGAGGGAGCAGCAGGAGCAACAGGAGGCUCCCAUCGAGAGAUAUGAGCGGGAGAACCGUCGCUUGCAGGAGGCGAACAUGCGUUUGGAGCAGGAGAAUGACGACUUGGCGCAUGAACUAGUCAGCAGCAAGAUAGCCCUGCGCAAAGACCUCGACAACGCUGAAGAGAAGGCAGAUGCCCUGAAUAAAGAGUUGCUGCUGACCAAACAGAAACUGGUGGACUCUGAGGACGAGAAGAGAAGACUGGAGGAGGAAUCUGCGCAGCUGAAGGAGAUGUGCAGGCGAGAGCUUGAUAAGUCUGAAUCGGAAAUAAAGAAGAACGGCUCCAUUAUUGGAGAGUACAAACAGAUCUGCUCCCAGCUGAGUGAACGACUAGAGAAGCAACAGACAGCCAACCGAGGAGAACUGGAGAAAAUCCGGUCAAAAGUGGAAGGCUGUGAGAAGUGCAGUAGUCUUUUCAAUAAAGAAGGUCGCGUACGUGCUGCCGUGACCACAGCACCUGCUGGGGGCUCCGAGGAGAUGGAUGAGGAGAAGGAGGGUUUGAAGAAUCAGCUGAGAGAGAUGGAGCUGGAACUAGCCCAGACCAAACUGCAGCUGGUGGAGGCUGAGUGCAAAAUCCAGGACCUGGAGCACCACCUGGGUCUUGCACUCAAUGAAGUGCAGGCUGCCAAGAAGACGUGGUUCAACCGAACACUCAGCUCUAUCAAGACCGUCACUGGGACCCAGGGCAAGGAGACCACCUAACCUGAUAACCCUGUCAUCCAGUUUUACCCGGACCACGUCUGGAGCUCAGUGCUACAUCACGCUGAAACCUCUGAGCGCCUAACUUAACCCACCAGGCCAUAACUUGACACUGACCGUUAAUUCCCAGGAUGACCAUUACCACAGACUGUGCUACUUGUUCCUCUAAUCAAGAAUGUCCUCAUAUUUCCCUGUUCCCACAGCUCCUGAUCAAAUCACCCCCAUCCAUUUAUUCUCCUCUCCACCCCAGAUGACUCCAGCUAAGUGUGCUGAUGAGAAGUGGUUGACAAACACAAGAUGAAGUACAACGGUACCAGAGACACAAUGUGCUUCCACCAGUCACAGAAAGAAAAGCAUAAAAAAAAAAGAAGAAAGAAAUGCUUCAUUUAUUUCUGUCUUUGUACUGCUGAUCUUAAAGACCCGCAGAAGGAAGGUAGGACAUCUGAACUGUUGCUGUCCUGACGGGAUAGAAAAGAAAACACUCCGUCCUUCCUUACUGUUCUGCGUGCUCCCUUCUAAACUACUGGCACAGACCAACCAGUCCCUGUAAAACUUUUGUUUUAGGUACGAGAGCUAAUAGACGCCUUUUCAAACUGAGCUUUUUCUAAUUUACGUUGAACAAUACCUUUCUUUUUUAAUGUAUGUACAUGAAUGUGCUUAUGUAAUGAGCAUAUGUGUGUGUGUGUGUGUGUGUGUGUGUGUGUGUGUGUGUGUAUGAGAGAGAGAGAGAGAGAGUAUGCAUGUUUUUUUGUUUUGUGUUGACUGUGAGGUGUAGGUGUUUGUGAGCGUGAGACUAAAAAAAAAAUGUGUUUGGAUGCAAAAUAAUUGACUGAAAUAACGUUAAAAUGUGUGUAUAAAAGAAAGAGCAAGACAGUGUGUAGAAGUCCAAGGGAAAGAAAAAGCACUAAGGUUAUGAGUGUGUGCAUGCAUGUAAGGGGAAAAAAGUUUCCCCGGCUGUUGUUCCUUUAAUGUUCAAAUGUUUAUAUGAAUGAUGCUAAAGAAAAGUUUGCUGACAAAGCCUUGAUCUGAAGGUCGAUAAAGAUUAUACUAGUGGAUACAAAUAGAUAAUUCACGGCAAGGACAGAAGCAUAAAAGCUGCUGUGAUUACCAACAGCAACAUAACUUUGCUCACAUCAAAUUCUAGACAUAAAACAUGCUUGAGGUUUGUUUGGUUUGGGUGUCCCAGCACAAAGAAACUAAAAAAAGCUCCAAACCAGGCCAACCUUGUGUAUGUGUGUUAGAACACUGUUAAACCCUGAGCGGUGCAAUGCUUGUUACAAACCAUAAACAUCACUUAUGGGAAAUGUAAAGUCAAAAUGGAAACACACAUUAACCGAACGUUGUAAUUCCUUCUGCACUUGAACACACCUUUAAACCUCUCCUUCCUACUCUCUGGCACCAGCUGCUCUGACCUUUGCCCUUGACUGGCAGGGUCACGCAGGGUCAGGCCUUUUUACACUUCAGUCAGACCUUUGGGAUCUCUUUAACCACUACACACAAACACUGAAAUACACUGUUUCAUGUAAAGCUGCGUACAGAACCAGCACUCAGUGGCCACUUUAUUAGGGAUACCUGCUUGUUAAAGCCGUCAUAAAGUCUUCCAAACACGCAGACACGUUUAAGAGGUUUCCUCACAAAAACUCAGAGAGGACAAGAUGUUGGAUCUGGAUGAGGGUAUGAUUGUUGGUGCUAGAUGGAGGCUAGUUAUCUUUGUACUGGAUGGUGAGAAACAGGAGCAGUGCAGUCAGAUGCAAAGAAAAAAACAUGCCUCGUCUAUGAGAAAUGUCUAUGUUUAAAAAAUGUCUAUGUUUAAAACAAACUGGAAGGCCACAAAGUCAGAUAAGUUCUGCACUGCAUGCAAUACUUUUUGAAUGGUGACUUGUCUUUAAUAUCAAUUGUAGACAUUUAAGUCCAAGAAAAUUAGACAAUAGUAGGUGAUUGCCAAAACCACGUGACUGAUGAUUAGGAUAUGCUACAUGAUGGAAGCGAUCAUUCUGAGGGCCAGACUUGGUGUAAAAAGCUUGUAUACAGUGUUGACUCAAGGGUAGACUCUAUUGUAAUGGUGAGAAGAGUUUCUUGGCUUGCACAAUGGGGUUCCUUAAUGUCACAGUGUCCAAAAACAUGGUUACUGUCCAAGUGCAUCUUUUUUUGGCUGUGUGACAAAGCAUCACCUCUAGAUAGAUCCAGUAACAUGACAGGAACUUGUGUUUAUUCCAGCUGCCUGCACUCGACUCAGUAAGAGCACCUCUGGGAUGAGGCACAACGGGAUAACCACAGCACACGCAUCUUGCAGCACGAAAAAUCUGCAGGAAUUGAUCGACUAUAUCAAACCAGCAUGGGGCAAAAAUAUCUGUGAAACAUUUUCAACACCUUGAUGAAUUCAUGCCUCACAGAAUUCAAUGUGUUCAGGAGGCAAAAGCAGAUGUUACUCAGUACUGAGAGGAUUGAAAUAUUGAGGUGGCCACUGACUGUAUAUACCCCCCCACGCACACACACACACACACAAAGUUAACUGCCAGAAGUGAAACUCUGCACCUUAGGCGUGGAUCAGUAUCACAGGAGUGACACUUUCAGUCACAGGACUUCAGAGGGAAGUUGUCAGAGGUCAAACUGACAUGCACUCUAAAUCAGUCCAAAGGGGUUGGGGGAGGUUUAAACAUGCUUGUUUGUGUGUUUUCAUAUUUGGCUGACUAGAAAGAGGGUUCAACAAUAUUCUAAUCAAUUAAUUCUAAUACUAAACUGAAGGAAAAAAAAAAAACAAAGCUAUUAUUUCUGAAUGAACAGUCACUGUAAAUUGCAUCUAACUUGAAGGUGGAAUCUGAUUGGAAAUUCAGAAUUGAUAUCAGAGGAAAGUUUGAGAUGAAGUUAAAACAAUGGACCGUUCCUCGAAAGGCACUGGGUUGAAUAUAACAAAAAUUAAAAAGUUAAUAUUGAGUUUUUGGUUAUGAUUUUCUACUCUGUAACUAUAACUAAUGUUGCCUACUUGUACCUACCAACCUGCUGCCGUGCUACAGUUCAAUUCACAACAAUGUUUUAUGUCUUCAAUGUUUAUUUUGCUCCAAGCUUCUUAGUCAGACUGCUGUUUGGUUAAUUAAAUGCCAAAACGUAGCUUUAUCAUCCAACAACAAAAACAUUAUCAACGUGUGGAAAUUGUAAUAGUGUAGGAUGCAUUGUGUAUACUUCAUGAAUUUAAAUAUAAAGA